UUUGUUGCCAAGAACCAUCUUCGAAAGUGCCAUUGUUUGUAUUCUCAUAGUUCACAUCACCUCUUCGUAUAUAAAACGCCUGGUUCCUGUUUGACAAGUAAUUGUGUAAAUGACAACAACACAUUACUAUUUUACGACACUUCUCAGAAUGAAAUUUAAUUGGUUUUUGGAAAAUCUUUUUGUCAAAAUUCCAAAGGCAUUUUCGACAAUUCGUCGAGCUCGAGAUAAUCUAUAGUUAAAAAUGCGUUUCUCGUUGGUUAAUUGAGCACGGUUAUAUGGCUUCAUGAAAUUUGGAUGUAGCUGAAAAGCUGCAUCUCCAAUCAACACAUAUGGGUACUUUUUUCUUCUCGGAUGUGGAAAGUUUAGUUGAUUCUCUGAAAGCUUUCUCCAGAAUACAGUGUUCUUCAUAACUCCACCAUCUGAUACUCGUCCAUUGGCACCAACGUAAAUCAUCAUGAAUUGAUAAUUUGCAUUGAUAAUGGCCAUGAGUACAAUACUGAAAGUGCCUUUGUAAUUGUAAUAGUAUGAUCCAGAGUUGGCUGGCUUUUCUAUCAGUAUAUGCUUUCCGUCUACACUGCCAAUGCAGUUGGGACUGAAAGUGAAGAAUGUAGAGUAUCGGAAUCAGAAAAAUUCCCGACUUGCUCUUCAACGCCGCAACGUAAAAGGUCAAAAAAAAGUUUGGAGAAUAGAACUGAAGAGCUGGUGGGCUUGGCUUCAGAAUAUUUUAAAAAGCCCGAAACUGAAGCGGACAUAAUUGCCAAAGGAUGGGCUUUGAAAUUGAACAGAUUAGCAGCAGAUCAGAAGAGAUUUGCAGAAAAAAUUAUUAAUGACACUCUGUUUGAAGCUGAGAAUGAAAGUUUGACUAAACUGGAGUGCAUUUUCUUACUUCCAAUAAUUCAUUUGUUCAAGCAAAUCGUCAGGCACAUUAUUCAUAUGCUGUGUUGCAACCAACGCCGUUAUCUUCAAACAGCACAUCACCGAGUCCAACAUAUGGCCAUGAAACACAAGUAAACAUGUCGGCAGUGCCUUACCAAAUUGAGCGCAUCAUCCCACCAGAAGAAGACGUCCCCAAUACUGAACUUCAAACAGAAGCAGCUACAGUAGGCGAAUAUUUGCAACACUUUUCAUCAUUUUAAGCAAUUUUUUUUUUAAAUUAUUUUUUUAA
This is a messenger RNA of Bactrocera tryoni, 1165 nucleotides long. RefSeq lists its product as uncharacterized. The transcript has 2 exons. The coding region runs from base 559 to 1011 and encodes 150 amino acids. NCBI's taxonomy places the organism in Eukaryota, Metazoa, Arthropoda, Insecta, Diptera, Tephritidae. The record is from RefSeq and is a predicted model, not a curated record.